Molecule: messenger RNA, 2820 nt
Organism: Zerene cesonia (dogface butterfly)
Lineage: Eukaryota; Metazoa; Arthropoda; Insecta; Lepidoptera; Pieridae
Product: coatomer subunit beta'-like
Exons: 1
Coding region: 38-2644 (868 amino acids)
Biological process (GO): retrograde vesicle-mediated transport, Golgi to endoplasmic reticulum; intra-Golgi vesicle-mediated transport; intracellular protein transport
Cellular component (GO): COPI vesicle coat
Molecular function (GO): structural molecule activity; protein binding
Source: RefSeq, a predicted model, not a curated record
UUUGAGUACUCAGUUAACUUAUUAUUCAUUGGAUACAAUGCCGUUACAACUGGAUAUUAAGAAAACUCUGUCGGUGAAUUCGGAUCGCGUUAAAUGUGUGGACCAACACCCUACGGAGCCCUGGCUUCUUUGUUCACUAUAUAGCGGUGCAGUUAAUAUAUGGAACUAUGAGACAAGAACACAAAUCAAGAAAUUCACAGUUUGCGAUUUGCCGGUGAGAACGGCAAAGUUUGUUGCAAGAAAAAAUUGGGUGCUUACAGGCUCAGAUGAUAUGAAAUUAUCUGUCUACAACUAUAACGUUCUAGAAAAGGUAUAUCAUUUUAAAGCGCAUUCAGAUUACAUCAGAUGCAUUGCUAUACAUCCAGCAGAGCCCUACGUCUUAAGUUGUGGUGAUGAUAAGCUGAUUAAGUUGUGGAACUGGGAUUCUAAAUGGGCAUGCCAACAGGUUUUUAAAGGUCAUUCUCAUUAUGUUAUGCAGAUAGUAUUUAAUCCCAAAGAUGCUAACACGUUCGCAAGUGCAAGUCUUGACAUGUCGAUAAAAGUCUGGCAGCUUCAAUAUUCCACUGCAAACUUCACUCUAAAAGGUCAUGAAAAAGGUGUGAAUUGUGUUGAUUAUCAUCAUAGUGGAGACAAGCCCUACUUAGUUACUGGCUCAGAUGAUCGUUGUGUAAAAAUAUGGGAUUAUCAAAAUAAAGUCUGUAUUCAAACAUUAGAAGGUCACGAGCAAAAUGUAUCAGAUGUAGUUUUUCACCCUGAGCUACCAAUUCUCCUAACAGGCUCGGAAGAUGGAACUGUUAAAAUAUGGCAAGUUGGUGUUUUUAAACUUCAACAUACUCUUAACUAUAGUUUCGAGCGAGUUUGGAGUAUAUCAAUUAAUACAUCUAAUAAUGUUGUUGUUGGUUUUGACGAAGGUUUUAUAAUGGUUCAACUGGGCAAAGAUAAACCAGCCAUAUCUAUGGAUGUCAACGGACAUAAAGUUGUCCGUGCUAAACAUUACGAGAUUCAGCAAGUAAAUUUAAAACCCUUACCAAGAGGCACUGACCUAGAAGAUGGGCAAAUAGUACCCAUAAUUUCCAUUAAAGACAUCGGUACAUGUGAAGUCUAUCCACAUUCAAUUGCUUACAGCCCAAAUAAUCGGUUUGUUGCUGUUUGUGGAGACGGAGAAUUCAUUAUAUAUACAGUUGCAGCGUUAAGAACCAAAGCGUUUGGUAAAGCACGAGAAUUUGUAUGGUGCUUUGAUAGUUCCGGAUAUGCUGCUUUGGAAAAUUCAACAUCAAUAAGAAUUUUUAAGAGUUUUAAAGAAGUCAAAUGUUUUACACCAAAACAUGGCGCUGAAAAUAUUUUCGGUGGCUUUAUGCUGGGUGUGAAAUCGAUUGAUGACACAACAUUUUCGUUUUAUGACUGGGAAAAUUUGGAUCUUAUUCGACGUAUCGAUAUUCAACCUCGUUAUGUUAUCUGGUCUGAAAAUGGUGAAUUCGUAUGUUUGGCUAAAAAUGAAACAUUUUACAUAUUGCGUUAUUAUGCCAAUGCUGUAGCUUGUGCAAGAGAUAAUAAUGCAGAAAUAUCUGAAGAUGGUGUCAACAAUGCUUUUAAGGUGAUAAAUGAAAUUAAAGAAAAUGUAAAUUCAGGUUUUUGGGUUGGAGAUUGUUUCAUUUUCACAACUUUGUACAAUAAAAUUAAUUAUUAUGUCGGUGGAGAAAUUGUUAACAUCUCAAAUGCUGAUCAUCCCAUAUACGUACUUGGAUAUGCACCUAAUGAAUUUAGAUUAUAUAUGAAUGAUAAAGACCUUAACAUUGUGUCCUAUUAUCUUGCCAAACCCGAGCUUGAGUUUCACACUGCUGUUGUGAGAGGAGAUCUGAAGACUGCUGAACAUCUUUAUUAUUAUGUACCUUUCAAAGAUCGCUUAAGAUUAGCUCAAUUUUUGGAAAGACAUGGUCACAAAGAGUUGGCUAUGAAUAUUUCUACAGACCCUGUACACCGCUUUGAGAUUGCUAUUUCUAUUGGUGAUCUUAUAAGUGCAAAGUAUCUCGCGGAAGAAUCUACAUUAGCUGAGGGUGCACCAUCUAAAGUUUCUGAAGCAAGAUGGUCUCGACUUGGUACACUUGCAUCAAAAGCUGGUGAAAUAGAACUGACAAAACUUGCUUACACAAAUGCUCGCGAUUAUAGCUCAUUAUUGAUUUUUGCUGUCAGUUCAGGUGACAAAAGUUUGUUGGAAGAAGUUGCAAAGAAAUCGUCUGAAGAUGGACAAGAUAAUAUUGCGUUUAUGGCUUAUUUUACCCUGAAUAAGUUAAACGAAUGUCUUCAACUGCUGAUCGAUCAAAAUAAAUUGCCUGAAACUGCCUUCUUUGCCCGUUCGUACGUGCCAUCAAAAUUACAAGAGAUAUCCAAACUUUGGAAGACAAACACACCCAAACAAAAGUAUACAAGAUCUUUUGCUAACUUUGAAAGAUUUGAAAAUUUGUUUUCAGAUCAAAGAAAGCCAGAAAAAUUAGAAAAGAUGCAAAAAUUAUUUGGUUUCCAACACGAUACAGAUUUUAAAACUUUGUUAGAAAGUAUGGUGAAAAAUUAUGACGAAGUUGAACUAUCCGAUGGCAAAGGGGACCUAGAAAGAGCCGGGAUCUAUGCACCAGAUCACGAGGAUUAAUUUUUAAAGGUGAAACCGAAUAGGUAUUUAAUGAUUUACAACUGAUUUAAUGAAAUGCUGUUUUUAUAAGAAGUGUAUAUGUAAGAAAAUAAAAAAAAAAUUGUUAGCAAAAUAACAAAAGUGAUUUGUAUAGAGUAUGUAUACGAAAUUGAUUUUAAUUCUGAAUAUGUAUUGUA